AUGAUAGCAGUGCCACGCGCCACGCUUGGCCUCGCCCUCGCAGCGCCCGCAGCAUGCGCGGGCGCGUGGCCCGCGGCAUGCGAGGGCGCCGCGUGUGCCAGUUGGUCCGAAGAGAGUGGCGGCGUGACGCUGGUGCAAAGACAGGCUUCCGAACACCCCGUGACCGAAGCCGAAUGGAGGGCCCAACGCUUGGUCUACAACGAGGCACAGGCCGAAGGUGCCCAAGCCUCGCUGGACAGAUUCAUCACCUGGCUCACUGGCAACGGUGGGCCACACGUGGUGCGCUUGCCUUUGGUGGAACAAUGGCAUGCGCUGUCCAAGACGGUGAUCAACCACGGCUUCACGGGCAGAGAAAUCUCCAUGACGGGGUGUUCCACGGGCGGUGGCCGACUGGCCGCUGAGACGUCGGCGCAAUCCUGGAGAGCCAAAACGGCCGAUUCGCCGGCUGUGUGGCUGGAUUUGGGUUCGGAGCUGGCUGUGUGGCUGGUCCGAGUGAGCCGGUCCUGGACGAAUCAGAGACGUGUCGGUGAUGACCUUUUGGAAGGGCUCUUUUCCACGGUAUUCUCGCUCCCAUGGUACCAUAAGCUAGCGCCGACGACGCCCUUCGCACGGCGAGCGUGGCGCACGCCGGAGCCCCACGAGGCGCGCGUCUUCCCAGGCUUCGUGGCCUCGGGCGUGCCGUCGCUGCCGCGCCGGUGCGCCGGCGUUUCAGGAGAGCGUGCAGCGGGCACGCAGUACUACCCACUCUCGCCCCGAGCGCGACGGAGGUCCUUGACUGGCUCCAGCGAGGUGGGUCGCUGGUGGCAUUCUCCUGGCUCGCUGGAAGCCAGCUAUGCCGGCCUCGACCACUUGCGGCGCGAGCGCGAGGGAGCGCGUGCUCCAACGCCGCCUGCACACAGGGCGGGGAUUCUGCAAAGCACCUUGCAGGAGGCGGCGUUUCCGCCUCCAGGUCCUCAGCCGCUGCCGCCGCCCAUGCCGCGGAUGUCAGAGGCUUAUCUGAGCCGACUGGGAGGUGUUCCCGGUCUCGAUCGCCUCCAAGCUGUCGAAGAAGAGAAGCAGGAGCUUCUGCGACGCUUGGAGGCCUCUGGCCGGCGGAACCAGGAGCUGGAGUUGGAGCGACAGACCCUCAAGUCGUCGCUGGAUCGGAUGCAGAAGCUCCUGGGAGAUCUGGUGAAUGUGCCCCAGGAGGUGACUCCGGCGGAGCGGCUCAAGGAGGUGCGACGGUACGGCUUCAUGCCAGUUGGUCCUCCUCGCCCUCUCUCGGAUCCCAGGAUCGACGUCUGGUCGCCCAGUCCAGAUGCACCGGGCUCUCCGUGGCGACACAGCCCAGGUUGGGACUCCGUCCUCUCGCGGGAGGUGCCCAGCACGGCCUUGGCCGACACGGCUCGGAUUCGGGCGGUGUCUUCACCCUUCAACUUCUGGAAGAGAGAGCCCAACCGUUCCGUCAGUCCAGGCUAUCCGACGCCACCGAGGCUGCGGUCCAUGAGCUACGGCCUCGUGACGGAGCCGGUGACCGAGGCGGUCAUUCCCCGAGCAGCGGCGGCGCUGCCGAGCGGGUCGCCUGAACGCUUCCAACCGGGCGAGUUGGUGGCCCGUGGAAGAGACCGGUACAACCUGAUGGAGAUUUGCCAGAACUUGCCCUCGUCGCGGAUGAGCCGCUGGUGA
Messenger RNA from Durusdinium trenchii, 1665 nucleotides. The record is from the annotation of a GenBank genome assembly. Lineage: Eukaryota; Dinophyceae; Suessiales; Symbiodiniaceae.